This is a messenger RNA of Musa acuminata subsp. malaccensis (wild Malaysian banana), 1315 nucleotides long. Its product is annotated as transcription factor TEOSINTE BRANCHED 1-like. The record is from RefSeq and is a predicted model, not a curated record. NCBI's taxonomy places the organism in Eukaryota, Viridiplantae, Streptophyta, Magnoliopsida, Zingiberales, Musaceae. Gene Ontology annotation, cellular component: nucleus. Gene Ontology annotation, molecular function: sequence-specific DNA binding; DNA-binding transcription factor activity. Gene Ontology annotation, biological process: regulation of secondary shoot formation.
GGUUCUACAGGAUCAUGCUGUGGAGCUCCUUCAAGGUAAGGUACUGAGAUCCGUCUUCCUCGAUCCCAUUCUUUCACGUUGGGUUGCAUUGUCUGCCCUAUCUCAGCACUUGCUUGUCUGAGACCACUUCAUUCCAAGCACAUGAUGUUACCUUUCCCUCACUGCUCAAACUCCUUAGAGAAGCCUUUCGGUAAGCAACUUGAGCUCAACCCUAUUCCUCCUCCAAGCAACCCCUACUUCCCGAUCUUUGCUUCCGACGGCCUUCCCCUUCCUCUCGGUGCUGUGACUGGCGCAGUUCCUUUACCCUCUCCCCCAUCUCUUCCUCCUGUCGAUAAUUCUUUGGCUACUGCUUCACCAUUGAUGAGGAAGAAACGCAGUGGAAGCUUUACCCGUAAAAGAUCGUGGAGAAAUGAUAGGAACAGCAAGAUACUCACCGCAAAGGGACCAAGAGAUCGUCGAAUACGGCUCUCCAAUGAGGUGGCCCGCAAGUUCUUUGAUCUCCAGGACAUGCUCGGCUUCGACCAGGGCAGCAAGACAGUGCAAUGGCUCUUCAACAUGUCCAAACACGCCAUCCAAGAACUCACCGCCAUCUCCGAUCCCCAACUUGGUGGCCUUGGCAUCCAAAGCCCAGCGUCCUUCACUCUAGGGUUGGAGAAAUCGACCAUGGAAUCCGACUCCCAAGGCAAGUCGACGACCAAAUUGGUCACUGCCACGUCAGUCAAGAAUUCCAAGAACGAGAAGCAAUUGAUCAAGCCCUCAGGGAAUGCCGGGUCUAAUCUGAUGCGCGCCCGGGAGUCGAGGGCCAAAGCAAGGGCAAGAGCAAGGGAGAGGACAACAGAGAAGAGAAGAAUGUGGUUAUUGUCCUCAACAAUUGCAUCUCAUGCCACCAGGAACGAAGGUUCACAUUUGCUCAACUUGAGUUCAUCCUUGUUAGGAUCCAUAGCUGAAAUGGAAGCGAGACAACGUUCUUCCUCUCACACACAGCGCAUUAGGUUAUCCGAUCAAAGAAACUACGAGUUCCCAGCACAAGAUGGACCCUGCCUGAUCCCAAUUUUUGGCUAUUCCGAGAAGAUUGCAGACCGCAACGACAUGGAUAACAUCCUUCAAGAACAAUCAGACAUGGAAAGAAUGCCCUAAGCUGAUCUCUUGUUCCUCGGGAGGCCAUCAUCACCAACAGUAUGUAACCUCACACGCUUUAUGUCAGUCUGAUUUCUUUUCUUCUGGUAUGCCAACUCGAUCUUUGUAUUCGAUUAUCUUUGCUUUGGACACAUAAUUAGUUGUCUGCUUGUUUCAAUUGCAAGUAUAUUUUUCUCUU